Molecule: messenger RNA, 904 nt
Organism: Setaria italica (foxtail millet)
Lineage: Eukaryota; Viridiplantae; Streptophyta; Magnoliopsida; Poales; Poaceae
Exons: 4
Coding region: 120-710 (196 amino acids)
Source: RefSeq, a predicted model, not a curated record
GAUUACGGCCGGGUGGCGCGGGCCGGCCGCUCCAUCGUGUCCCGAGAGGUCGGACCGCCGCCGCGCCGCCCAAAUCCACCGCCGAAAAAAAAGGGAAGCCCCUCUCUCUGUUCGGCUCGAUGGCCUCGAGCUCCGGCAGCGGCGGUGGGGCGGAAGGCGGGGUCGGGGAGGGGCCGACGACGCUGGACGAGCUGUACCAGAUCAACGUGGUGCCGGCCGAGCUGCACUUCAAGUUCCGCAAGGAGCUCCAGGGCCUCCGCGUCGGCCUCAACCUCGAGUUCUACAAUCUUGAGGUGAAUGGUUUUGAGGCGAAGAUAGUACUCAAGCCUCUAGACUACGAACGGAAGUGGAAAUUCCAGUACAAGCCCAUCAGUGGUGACGUACAGCUGCUUUCCAAGAAGAUACCAGUUACAAAGUUUCUAAAUCUACAGGUUGGCAUCGGUCACAAUUUUCACAUGAAUGCAACUGGAUGGAAAUGGAAGCUUUCUACCUGCCUUGGGGGAGAUGGUGUCUCACAAAUAAGAAACAAGUCUAAAAUCAGCAUGUUCCCAGGGUUUGAUUUGAGGAUUGGAUGGAGAGCUGAAUAUGUGCUUCCUGAGAUACAUGGGGCUGUUGGCACAGGAGAACCUGCCUUCAGUUUGAAUUAUGGGCGGCUGCAUGCAUCAAUAGAUCGGGUCGAGGCUAUCGUUACUCAAUCAGAUCAGUACUGAUCGUCCAUGGUGGAAGUCAAAGGAGAGUUCUUCAUCGCCAGCAAUCAUCUCAACCAAAUCUCAGGGUUUACUAGAAGCAUUUUUAAGCUCUAUGUACAGUUGUUAGCGAACUUUGAGUUUCUCCAAACCCUGUGCGGCUUUUCCUAUGUCUGAAAACGUAAUGAAAUAAUAUCAUGCAACUUGUGUUUGGCACU